Molecule: messenger RNA, 477 nt
Organism: Penicillium pulvis
Lineage: Eukaryota; Fungi; Ascomycota; Eurotiomycetes; Eurotiales; Aspergillaceae
Exons: 1
Coding region: 1-477 (158 amino acids)
Source: RefSeq, a predicted model, not a curated record
AUGGCACAGCCAGGCCCACUCCGAGUACUGGUGAUUGUCUCGCAACGAAGUUCCCAGAUCACAAAAGCCCGCGAGUCCCCUCAAGAUCUCCUCCCACUAGCAAAGCAUGUUUUGAAGAAGAAUGGAUUGUCAAGAGAUCCCGCAAUGCCCGCUGAGACUCGGCUCAUCGCUGUUCAGCAAUGGCGCACCCGUGUCUUCAUAGUCUUUGACAUCGCACAUACAGAUUACAAUGUGAAACUCGGCCAUCUUCCCGAACACAACCAGCUCCCAGUGGUUGUGGCUCAUUUCAGCAAAAAGAGGACGGCCUAUACAGCAAAUUCAUGGGUAUCGCAACGAGUCAACCAUGAUGUCGCCAUGCUCCAUAAUGCCAAUGGGUUCGAUGCAGUCCCGCCUUAUGUGGAGGAUCAUUCGUCGGGAAAGCCACCAUCAUAUCAAAGACCACGGGAUAUCACUAUGUUACGAGUCACGUAUAUCUAA